UUAUUGCCAUGGACGGGGAGUGCGUGUCGCUGCUUCCCGGGGUCUGUAAGGUGCUGGCGGACUCGGGCAGGUCCCUGCCUGAUGACACCAGUCUGGAAAAACUGCUGGACUGGUUCACUGGGCUCAGCAAGACCGGCGGUUCCCUGCUGGAGUCCUGUCCCUGUCUGCUUGAAUUCAUAUCCACUGUGGGUUCCAACACCGCUUUGGAUCCUGGGGUCCUCUCCUUCGCUCUCAGACUCGCAGGCCUAAUAGCUGCCAGGGAAGCAGGUUUUACCGUGCUUCAGGAGCGCUCUGUUGUGGACCUGGUCUUUAACCCCCAGCACUGGCAGGAUGCUGGACUCUGGAGCGAUCCCUGUAUACGAAUCGGCUGGAUUCAGGGGUUACAGAACAUGCUGCAGCAUCCGAAGGCGCUCAGUUUUUUUGUACAGUCAGAUUUGACUCAGCUGCUGCUUCAGCUCCAGGCAGACACAAGCCUUUUCGUGGCCUCCGCUGCCAGUCAAUUGCUCGGCCACAUCCUGCUCCGCUUUCAGCCGCCCCCGUCCUCCCGGCGCGAGGGCACGGGUGAAACCGCUGAAGAUCACCAGGGGACCAGCGUGGAGUACGCUGCUGUCGUGGUGGUGAUUUCCGAGUACAUCCAGAAGUCCCUGUCCACUGAAGGAAGCACUCAGCAUCGUCGGAGCGUGCAGCUUCUCCGACUGCUGGCGCUGCUGCUCGCCCAGGCCGGGCCUCCGCUACGGGACACACUGCUCCAGGCCGUGGGAGACGCUCUGAAGGAGCUGGUGGCGGCAGGUUGCAGUCAGCUCACACUGCCUCUGAUGGACGUGAUCCUGGCUGCGCACAGCAGUUGUGGUGCUGAUAAACCAGACAGGCACCUCUCCUGCCUUUUGUCAUCCAUGUUCAGUGUCAACAAACCUGCGGAUCUCAUUCAAGCUGCGGCUGCUUUUCUGCGCAGAGGUCUUCAUGACAGUGAUCACUCAGUCUGGGCUGUGAGAAUUCUGCUGCUACCCCUUGACAUCGUUACUGGCCGGAGUCUGCUGGGCUCUAAGGACUUAGACGAGCAUCGAUUGUCCACUGCAGAGGAGCUGAAGAUUAAAAACUCCUGCAUCUCUUUGCUUUGUCUUUGUCUGACAAACACACCACACAUCACACUCCUGCCUGCUGAUUUGCUGCCCUGUCCUCCAGGUUUAAUAGUCACUGCAGUUCUGGCAUUAUUAAGUAUCUCUAGUGGCCAAAACUCAGCAUCUUCAUCACCAACAGCCACUAGCUGCACUGAAGUUUCCAGGAAUGUUAUCGGCAGCAGCAAAGUUCAGAAAUGUGCUUUAGAGGCUCUGGCAGCUCUCAGCUGCUGCCCAGGAGGAAAGGAAAAGAUGAAUGAGGUGUUCACAGUCCUGUUACAAUAUCUGGACAGUCCUGACUCUGACCCCACUGUGUUACACAAGUCAUACCUGGCCUUAAUAAAAUGGAUGAGCUUGUGCACAAACCUGUCUUUCCUAACAGAACAGCUUCGACAAGAUCUGCUCUCGGUUGUGAGGAAACGCGUGUGUGACGUGCGUUGGGAGGUGAGAGACUCGACUGUGGAGUUUGUGGGAAAAGCAGCAGGUGUCCUGACGUCCCCAGAGGAGGCUCCUGAGGGUCUGCCGGUCAGCACCGCUCCUCUCCUGAAGGAGGCGCUGCAGGACACAGAGAGCUACGUGAGAGCCAGCGCCAUAGGUGCUCUGGCACAGACACAGUGGCACAGCUGGCAGCAGGGGGCAGCACUCACACAGCAGCAGACUGAAACUGUGAGCAGGCUGCUGGAAAUUCUUUCCCAGGACACAGAGGGAUUUGCCAGGAGGGCUGUUGUACAAUACUUCAUCUCCUGGUUCUCUGCCGUCUCCUCACACGCGUCUCCCUCCUCAUCCAUCUCCUCCUACCCGUCCGCCUCUCUGCUGAUGAACUCCGUGCGUUCUGUCCUCUCUUUCGGCAGCGCUGAUCUGGACUGGGAGGUCAAAGUUCACACGCUGGAGCUGGCUCGGUUGCUAUUGGAUGAAGCCUUUUUGGCUGAGUGGGGUUAUAGAAAGAGCCCAGACUCUUAUGCGGGAGAUUCUGAGAGGACAUGCAGACUUCACACACACUCAAGGGGUGUGGAGUCAGAUUUAGCUGGUGUGCUAACCAGCCUGGUAGAGCUGGGAGUCAUCUCAGCGUUGUUAAGUGGUCUGGUUGACUGUGACAGACCGGUGGCUCUGAAGGCCUGUCGACUGCUGAUAAGACUCAGAGACACAGUCUCUUGGGACUCGGAGUCCCAAGAUGCAUCUGCUGCCAUGGCGACCGUGACUAGGGUGUCUUGUGAGCUGCCUGGUUGGGGCUGGGGGCAGGAGAUCAAGAAGGUCCUGGAGAGCAAGAGCAGUGACUGGGCUUCUAAGGAUUGUGCCACUGCUCUAAUCCUCAGUGGAGCAGAUGAUGGUGACUCUGACCAGGAUGGAGGCGACCGCAUGCACGCUGGUGUGUGUGAGGUGCUGAGGAGCCUGGGUUUAGACGAGAGGCUGGACAUCCUCAGUCAAAGCAGUGACCACGUCCAUAACUCUCCACUGUCUUUGCUGCAGGACAUACUGGAUGCGAGUGCUGCACACACUCACCCAAACACACAACCAGGACAGGAAGUCAUAGUGGACUGUUAUUGACACACUGUCUCAUGUCUGACACUCAGGCUGCCUUCCUGUUGCUUUAGUGAAGAGGAGGUGAUAAGUAUAAAUACUGCUUCAUUUAAAUCUGCAGCUUUUAUGUUUAAAAAAAUGUUAAGGCUUUUGAAAUAAAAAAAACUGAUUUGCA
Messenger RNA from Betta splendens (Siamese fighting fish), 2808 nucleotides. It is a transcript of the gene brat1, whose product is annotated as BRCA1-associated ATM activator 1. Lineage: Eukaryota; Metazoa; Chordata; Actinopteri; Anabantiformes; Osphronemidae. The record is from RefSeq and is a predicted model, not a curated record. Gene Ontology annotation, biological process: positive regulation of protein phosphorylation; cell population proliferation; DNA damage response. Gene Ontology annotation, cellular component: nucleus. Bases 9 to 2660 code for a protein of 883 amino acids. The transcript is spliced from 12 exons.